CUGGGGUGGGGUUUUGCCUUUCGGCCCAGAAACAGCCGUUUGUACACCGGUCCCCGUGCUUUGCUCUGCUCAGCCGAUUCCGCCAGUUCAGCGGGGUCUGCCUUUUCGACAUCAUCCGACAAACGUCCCGCGCCGUGUCCGAGGGUUUAAGGUCGAGGAUUUAACGAGCAGAUAGAUGUCGCGGGUCUUGUAGCUUCGAGCAGCAGAGCAGAGCACAAUUUGGAGUCGGUCGCAUUCGGGAAUUAUGGCCAUGGCCUUGCGGAGCACAUGUGCUCGUGUGCCCGGGCCACUGCAAGAAUUUGUGUUCGCAGGAAGCCGGGGGCACGCUUACGCCAUGCGAAUUGGUUGCCUCCACGCUGCAUCCGCUUCCUCCCCAGCUCUAGUGCUCUCUCACUCUCAGUCGUACAGGUUACUUGUGGAGAAGUUCGUGUUUUCAAGGCUAGUUUCUCGCUUGAAUGUCAGAAGCAAGCCCUCUCCGGCUUUUCAGAGAAGAGUAAUCAGCUCUUUCGCGAGUCCUAUCUUGGAAACGGAAGUCAGAGACUCCGGUGACUUUGUGGAAGUGGGAUACAUUGCCGACACACAUGGAGUGCAUGGGGAACUUCACGUUUAUUCUCUUACGGACUUCCCAGAGGAACGUUUUGAGACGCCAGGUAAACGGUGGGUGCGUUCUAAAGCCAUGGGUAAGCAUGUGUAUCACGAGGUGGAGCUCCUGCAAGGGAGGGAAGUAGGAGGGAAACGUCCUUCGUGGCUCAUCAAACUAAAGGGCUUCAACUCGAUUGAGAAGGCCAGUGAUCUCGUUGGAUCAACCCUGGUUGUGACAGAACGACCUUCUUUGAGUGACGACGAGUUCUAUAUACCUGAUCUUGUAGGAAUGGCUGUCAUUCUUCAGGAAAGCGGUCAAGAAAUCGGUGUAAUAGUGGAUGUCUACAACACUGGUGGUGAUACUGACCUCUUGCAAGUGAAACGAACUGACGGAUCUUCUAGCCAAAAAAUCUGGAUACCAUUUGUCAAGGAGAUCGUACCGAUUGUUGACAAGGACGGAAGGCGGGUCGAAAUUAACCCACCCGCUGGCCUUCUUGAGCUCAAUUCUCCCGGUGAAAGCAAAGAUGAGAAAGUUAAACGUAAGCAGGAGCUCAAGGAGAAAAGGAAAGUUCGAGAGAGGUUUGCAGGCUUGAAGAAAAGGUUGACAGCUAUUGGGCAAACACACAUCCUCGAGGGGCUGCUGUCUGGUACCGAAUCUCAACAACAAGAUUUGGUCAACCAGCUACUAAGUAUAGACUUUGCUUCCUUCCAGCGUGCACUACAAGACGUUCUUCCCUUGCCGGACUUGAGUCCAAGGCAGCAAGGACAUGAUUCGCGUCGAGAGCCACCUUCCGCUUUUCCAUGUGCAAACUGGCAAGAGCUUCACACCUGGCUUGAUCAAGAGGAAAGUUCAACGGAGAACGGCGAUGUAUGUAGAUGGUGGACAGACGGGCUACAGCUCAUAGCUGAUGGGAGAGUUGCUGUGGUGGUACUCGCAGGAGGGCAGAGCACAAGACUGGGUGAUAAUGCUUCAACUGUAAAGGGGUCAAUUGACUUAGGUCUUGUAAGCGGGAAGUCCUUAUUUCAGCUGCAGGCAGAACGAUUGCUCAUUGUACAAGAAUUGGCCAAACUGGUAACAGGUUCUGAAUCAAGGCCUUGUAUUCCAUGGAUUGUGAUGACAAGUGAUGCCACGGACGAGUACACCCAGGCAUACUUCGAGGACAACGAAUUCUUUGGCCUCGACAGUGCUCAGGUCUGGUUCGUCAAGCAAGACAGUAUGCCAUGCAUUGAUCUUGAUAUGAUUGAGGACCGCCAUCGCAUUCUUUUGGAGACUCCUUGGAAAGUAGCACAGGCACCGGGCGGAAACGGGGGCCUUUUUACUGCUCUAAAUGCUCAAGGGAUAAUUGAUCGACUUGCUGAAGAGGGUGUGGAUUAUGUACAGGUGUAUGCUGUUGAUAAUGCCCUGGUAAGAGUGGCAGAUCCAGUCUUUUUUGGUUAUACGAACGAACGUGGUGCUGACAUCGGAGUCAAAGUUGUCACCAAAACUUCUCCCGACGAAGCCGUCGGGGUGGUGUGUAUCAACCAUGAGAUGGUGGAGGAAGAGGGCUCCGUGUACUCUGACACUGUCAAUUACAUUGACAAGGCUCAUUACAGUGUCUUGGAGUACAGUCAGAUUUCCAAUUCAUUAAAGUAUGCCACUGAAGAUACCAUAGAAGGAAGGCAGCUGAAGUUCCGAGCUGCCCACAUUUGCGUGAAUAUCUUCUCUCUUAGUUUGAUGAAGAUGCUCGGGCUUCCGAAGAACGAGCUCCAGUUUCAUCCAGUCUCGAAGAAAAUUAAGCAUGUAAAGCAGCAAGGCAAAGAAUGGGUAGAAGUGAUACCAGAGAGACCAAAUGGAGUCAAGCUGGAACGGUUCAUAUUUGACUCCUUCAAGUUUUGUGAUCUACACAAGGUUGCUCUGUUGGAAGUCAGACGAGAGGACGAAUUCGCACCCGUGAAGAACGCGGCAGCUCCGGAAGUGUCUGACACUGUGAACACAGCUCGUUGUAUGAUAAACUCACUAAUCAGCAGAUUGCCAUGUUUGUCUCUUUCAAAAUCUGACUCUCAACUCAGACAGUUGGUGAGAAACCUUAAUCUGGCUUACAUGGGAGGAAGCAUUGAAGCAAAUAUUAGUGAUUUCGUUUGCAUCGACGAAACAGAGCAGAGUGAACUGUGAUUCAUUCAUUACAUACGCGCAACAUUUUAGAUUAAAAAUUCAAUAAAUGAGGUGGAGAUGUCUCAAGCCUGGUUGUGGUAUUGGUGAUAGGUUUUGCGCCGAUCAUGCAUGUACGAAUUAGUUAUUCUUAAAUUAUGGAGCCUUGUGAGAUGUUUAGAAGUGUAUCCUCGGUGCUGAGGCCUUCUGUUGAU
Messenger RNA from Marchantia polymorpha subsp. ruderalis, 2925 nucleotides. The record is from the annotation of a GenBank genome assembly. Lineage: Eukaryota; Viridiplantae; Streptophyta; Marchantiopsida; Marchantiales; Marchantiaceae.